AUGAGCUUUAUUAGGCCUUUAAAUUUGUGGAAUUAUCACAUUUGAAAAUUUUCUAAGCAAUUAAUUGCGAUUGAAAAUCUUUAUUUAAUAUUCCAUCAAAUAAAUGCUUAUAAUUUAAAUUUAAGAAGGAUUUCAAUUUUAAUGAUAAAUAAGCAUUUUUUACUUCAAUAUCAGAAUUUCAAUAAACAAAUAGUUUAUUUAGGCAAGCUUGUUAUCAUUUUUAUUGAUAAAAUAGAUUCAUUUAAUGGAAGCAGAAAUGAAUACGAAAAUGACUCGGCCAGGAGAAUUUUAGUAAAAAUGUAA
This is a messenger RNA of Blepharisma stoltei, 303 nucleotides long. Lineage: Eukaryota; Ciliophora; Heterotrichea; Heterotrichida; Blepharismidae. The record is from the annotation of a GenBank genome assembly.